Messenger RNA from Phytophthora infestans T30-4, 1715 nucleotides. RefSeq names its product cobalamin synthesis protein, putative. The record is from RefSeq and is a predicted model, not a curated record. The transcript has a single exon. Lineage: Eukaryota; Oomycota; Peronosporomycetes; Peronosporales; Peronosporaceae. The coding region runs from base 39 to 1715 and encodes 558 amino acids.
CUCAAGUGCAUUUGACCAUCAAGGCCUCAUCUUUUGUAAUGGCCGGGGCUGUGACGGACUCUCCUACCAACAAACGGCCGCUUAUGACGGAGACCGACAAGAAGGACGGCAAUCGCAUCCCCGUGACACUCCUAUCGGGUUUCCUGGGUAGUGGUAAGACCACGUUGUUGCAACACAUUCUCAAGAACAAGGACCACGCACUACGCGUGGCUGUGAUUGUCAAUGACAUGGGCGAGCUCAACAUCGAUGCCGACCUUGUGGCAUCUGCCGGUGUACUCCAGCGCGAAGAGCAGCUCGUUCGCCUUGAGAACGGCUGCAUCUGUUGCACGCUUCGUGUGGACUUGCUCGAGCAGAUCGCACGUAUCGCUCAGCAGGGUGAAGUUGAUUACAUUGUCAUCGAGAGCUCUGGUAUCAGUGAGCCCAUGCAAGUGGCCGAGACGUUUGUGUUCGAGCUGCCUGAAGGCGUCGAGGAAGAGGUGAAGGCCGACCCUGCUCUGUCUCCCAGCAGCUCCAAGCGCUCUCGGACGGAUUCCGGAGCGUCGUCGGGAGACGAUACCGGUGCCAGUGCCUCGCCCGCUGCCCCUAUUGGCAUCCCUACGGUUCAGCUCGACGAGCUUCUUGUGCGUGACGGAGAGAAACUACCACUAUUGCGUGACAUCGCUCUGCUCGACACUUGUGUGACGGUUGUUGAUGCUGCCACCUUCUUCCACGUCUUCGACGAUCCGCGCAUGCUCGCCGACGUUGAAGAGAAUCGUAAGCAGCUUCCUGAGGGAGACACCCGUACCAUCACUGACCUAUUGAUCGAUCAGAUCGAGUUCGCAGACAUCAUUCUACUCAACAAGACCGACCUCGUGCCUGCCAAGGACGUGGAAGCUAUUGAGAAGGUCCUGCGUCGUUUGAACUCGUACGCCAAGAUCGAACGUACGGUCAAGGGCCGUGUGAACCCCAAGAUGAUCCUCGGCACCAAGCUCUUCUCUUUCGAGCGUGCGUCGCAGCAGACAGGCUGGCUUGAGUCUCUCACGGUUCCUCACACACCGGAGACGCUCGAAUACGGCAUUGGGUCGUUCCUGUACAAGGCUUCGCGUCCGUUUCACCCUGCACGACUGACUGGCAUCAUUCAGGAUGAGUUCGUGAUCGUCGAGUCUCCAACGUUGCCUCCGUUCCCUUCUGAAGACGACGAUGGUCAUGACCACGACCACGAAGAAGAAGAAGAAGAGGAGGAGGAAGAAGAAGCAACAGAAGAGGACCAAGAAAUGGAGACUGAAGAAGACGGGGAGCCUCUGGGUCAGCAGGAGAUCGCGAAGCGUCUGGAAGGCAAGCAGAACGGUCUGUUUAAGAACCUGCUGCGUAGUAAGGGCGUCUUUUGGCUCGGUACACGGCCACACAACUACGCUACCUGGUCCCAAGCGGGUCUGUACUGCACUCUGGCAAACGGAGGCAUGUGGAUCGCCGCUAUUCCAGAGGAGGAACGCACUCGAACUAUGAAGGAGCUACCGAACUACAAGGAACUCAUGGCGCGUGAGUAUGGUGACCGUGGUCAGGAACUCGUGUUUAUUGGCCGUUUCUCCCAGGAGGACGACGAGAUUGCUAAGAUUCGUGCAGCGCUGGACUCGUGCUUACUCACAGAUGAGGAGAUGAAGCAAUACAAGGCCGAUGACUUUGAGGAGUGGGAGGACCCGUUUGAGCCAUGGGAGUACUACAGUUUCGAAGACUAA